UGGUAACAAAAAUCUCGUUGAAGCUCAUAAGGCAAAACAGCAAAUGCAUGCAUGAUUCUUGAAAGGGUAUCAUAUUGCAAAGUUUAAACGUUUGGGCUUAACGUGAAAAGAUAAAAGAGUAGUGGGGUGAAUUUAAAAUUUCCAAAACUUGGAGAACAGAUACAUCUUUCUUACUGUCAUUCAUUACUGAGGCAACAUCGACUACUCACCGGAAAAUGGAUGCCGGAGCUGAAAUUGAUGUGGUUCAGCCGGUGGAGAACGAUUCGGCGGCGGAAACUGGUCCAGCCCAAGACCACGGUGGAAGAUCGGAGCCGUCGUCGUUGAACCAAGGGGAGAUUUUGAGAACCCUUGCUACAGUGGAGAAGGAUUCGCAGGCAAUCGCGGAGAGUUUUUCGUCUCUCUUUGUUUCCCUCCGAUCAACUCUCUCUGAGGCUACUGGUAGCUCGGUUGAUCACAUGACUUGCUUUGGAGAUGCAGCGGGACGGCUUCAGGAAAAUGCUCUAGAUGCAGCCACCAAAGGGAACCGGUACAUCAACUCUUGCCUCAGAUUAAACGAGGAAAUUAAAGGCGUUGAGAAUUUGGCUGCUCGGUUAAAGCACCUGAGGAAAAAUGUAGAUGUUCUUGACACGGCUGUGAACAAGCUUCUCCGGCCUCCAUGAGAAGUCAUCAGUUUUUCACUUGUAUCACUUUUUUCUUUUUCUUUCACAGACUUUGGAUCUCUUAUUUCUCGUACAUGAUUUUGAUUAUAACUGAUGUUAAAUUUCAACAUUACAUGUUUUCAAGGGUUUAUGGUUUAAGAAAAACCAAAACAUUUUUUUAA
Arabidopsis lyrata subsp. lyrata is the source of this 820-nucleotide messenger RNA. RefSeq lists its product as uncharacterized. NCBI's taxonomy places the organism in Eukaryota, Viridiplantae, Streptophyta, Magnoliopsida, Brassicales, Brassicaceae. The transcript is spliced from 5 exons. Bases 216 to 659 code for a protein of 147 amino acids. The record is from RefSeq and is a predicted model, not a curated record.